UCUUUAAUCCCGAAAUUGCGCAAUUUUAAAAUGACUCAAUAACCCUGAAUAUUUUCUGUAAAAAGAUGUAUUACUGCUUACCAACAUAACUCUAUCAAUAAUAAAACGAUAUGUUACAUAAGGUUCUGAAGUUUUGAUGAAAUGUUAAGGGUGAUGCUCAUUGCGCAUUUAGUUAUUAGUGAACUCCAUGGACCAAUAUGUGCUGAGAAGUGUUUACAGCUGAAGGAUUUGGAUCAUGUGCAGCUUGCUCCCUGGUCACUGAUGGCAGAAGAUGAAAGUUCAUCAACCACAAUCAGCGUCCAGUACCAGGGCAUCAUGUGGCAGGUUGACCACUGGACAUUGGCUGUAAACCUCUCCUGGACUGGGCUGGCUCCUGAAUCCAGGGGAAGGAAGUACCUGACUGGAUUUACCUACACAAUUGAUGGGCCGACGGCCAAUAAUGAGCAGAUAACUGAUGGACAGACCACUGAUGGGCAGAUCGCGUUUGUAGUUCUUCCUUUGAUGUCAGAGAAUGAUCCUGCCAAGAACAACUGUAUCAUUCUACCUCACAACCACCCUGACUUAAACAUGGCCUUAUGGAGAGUAGAUUUAGGGUCAUGUGACUGCAAUUUCCAGCCAAUCAGCUGUGUCAAGUCUUGUACAGUCCACAGGCUAUCACAUAGGAACGUUGGGCUUGAUGCAUGCCAUGUUUGGCUCAGACAAAACAAGCAAAGGGUCCGCAUGUAUUUCCGUGCACUUUUGAUCUCAAGGGAAGUUGUAGAAUUUCACAUUCGUGCCCAGAAUAUCAACCCCUACUCCCAUGUCAGUGUUGCCGUGUUUGACGAUGCCAUGGUUGCCAGUGUUAAACCCCUCGUGGAGCAUUCAGUUGACCGGGUUGUCAAUGGAGAAUUCAGCGUCCUUACAAGGUUGAAUAGUGUCAGGGGUACUGACUUCUAUGCGAAGGUGACCAUGCGGUGUGGACAGGAUCAUUUCCUCGACUAUGAGACCGACCUCACGCACCGGAUACACACAACUGACUAUCAUGACCCAGAUGAUGUCAUAGAAUAUAGCAGUGAGACUGUACCCAUUGUUCACGAGUCCAGUAACGCGCAGUACAUGAUUCUGAUUGGCGCCUUUUGCUUGAUAUGUGCCGGUACCGUGUGUGUGUGGCUCAAAGUACACAGCAAGCAUCAACGAAGACUAACUGCGUGCUCGUGUUCGUGUUUGUCAACCAGCGCCCCAAAUACUCUUGCACCUAACAACCUUUAUACGCCCACUAGGAGAACAGCUUUGCAGAAUAGGGAAACAGUUCCCAUUGAAAGCACGAUGGAGGAAACAUACUUUUUAACGAACUCCUGAUGAAGAUUAAACACAAUAAACAGUGCCAAAACACGACCAUGCGUCACCAAAGCGAAGUUUACCAGUUAUCUUCGAGAUAUUUGACAGUGAACACCGUUGUCGCAAAUUCGACGUAUGCUACGUUUGUUUGUUAUUCCGACGGUUUCGUGAUAAAAGGUGUUGUACGGACACUUUGGAGGUGGUCAUAACUAAAUCACUGUUAAAGACAUUCACAGGCAAUUUGAUUCACAUGUUUACUGUCGGUCACACUAAGACAUAAUUCUUUGUCGAUUGAAAAAAAGGCAUGCGCUCGUGAUACUUUUGUUUUAACAUGUAGUUUUUCAGCCAGAGUACAUGUGUGAUACAAAUCUACAGGCCGAGGCAUUAGGGCCGAUAUUCUUAAAACGUACUGAGUCUGUUAUUAACUUAAGUCUAUUUCCAAAAAAAAAUACAAUCAAAUUUAAAGAAAAGAAUGUUUAUUACAUUAAAAAUGGAAAUAAAGUAUUUUAGAUAUUAUAAAGAUAUUAUAGCAUAUGUCCAUAUGGGAUAUGUAACUUAUGCAAAUGACUUAAGUUAGGAGAUGACCUAAUAUGUAAUAUAAAUAUCUGCCCUGCUUUGUAGAAGUAGUCAUGUCAAUUUCACGCUUCACUGUUUCUGCAUUACAUCUAUCAAUUUAAAAUGAAAAUAAACUAUUUUUGCAAUAAUUAUUUUAUUUCCCACGUAUAACACAAAUUUUACAAUGUGAAAUUCCAUAUUUUAAAGUAAGCUUAGCUUGAAGCAAUAAAUAAGGCUACAUAAUAACUGAAGGCAAUGCAACAACCUUUACACCGUUUGAAGAACAGACAUCAACACUUAACCUUGAAUUCAGGCUUUGGCAUGUAUAUCUAUAUAGGGCUUCUAACGUUAUUUUCUCAGAACAUCAGACAAGGUAGAUCAGACUGUAAUCAAACAAAAUUACGGUAUGAAUUGCUUCGUUGUAUCAUCAUUGGCAAAACAUUCUUAAAAUUAUGACCAUACCGUGUGUUGUAUACAAACCAUUUUAGUGCAAUGAUUAUUACGUCCAACAAAUAACAUCUACGCAUGCCAGUCAUAUAGGUAAUACCCAAACAAGUCAAUUUAAAUAAUUUACAUUGAAGAAAAGACGAUGGAAUAACAGCAAUUAAUAUUAAUUAAUAAUAACUAUUUCAUGUAGUCUUAAGAUUAUACUAACUAUUAUUUUAAAUUAUUUGGAUAUUACCAGUGUUCCUAUGAAAAUUAACCUUUCUCGAGAUAUCAACCUUAUAGUGGAUGUAUUUUGUCAAAUACCUGCAUGCGUACUCUGCCGUUUUACAGCGCUUUUAAAAAAUAUUGCGCUGUAAUGACAGUUACAAUUUAUAUGAAAAAAAACAGCA
Mya arenaria is the source of this 2708-nucleotide messenger RNA. RefSeq lists its product as uncharacterized. Lineage: Eukaryota; Metazoa; Mollusca; Bivalvia; Myida; Myidae. The record is from RefSeq and is a predicted model, not a curated record. The transcript is spliced from 9 exons. Bases 142 to 1338 code for a protein of 398 amino acids.